Molecule: messenger RNA, 5415 nt
Organism: Plasmodium knowlesi strain H
Lineage: Eukaryota; Apicomplexa; Aconoidasida; Haemosporida; Plasmodiidae
Product: DNA repair protein RAD50, putative
Exons: 1
Coding region: 1-5415 (1804 amino acids)
Biological process (GO): double-strand break repair; telomere maintenance via recombination; chromosome organization involved in meiotic cell cycle
Cellular component (GO): condensed nuclear chromosome; Mre11 complex
Molecular function (GO): single-stranded telomeric DNA binding; double-stranded telomeric DNA binding; G-quadruplex DNA binding
Source: RefSeq, a predicted model, not a curated record
AUGACGACACUGGAAAAGAUCGGCAUCCAGGGGAUUCGGAGCUAUGGCGACGAGGAGGCGCAGGAGUUAGAGUUCGCGUCACCCAUCACGGUGAUCUAUGGAAACAAUGGAAGUGGGAAGUCUACAAUCAUCGAAUGUCUAAAGGUGAGUUGCACGGGGGACUUCCCCCCCAAUGCAGAUAAGGGAAAGUCAUUCAUACACGACCCAUUAAUAUCAAAUAAAAUGAACAGCAGGGGAAAAAUAAAUUUGCUCCUGAGGAAUUAUAACAACAAGAGGAUUGGUAUUUCCAGAUCAUUUAGUCUAUUCUACUGUAAAGACAGAAAUAAAAAAAUGAAACACACCUUUAGAGCAUUGGACAAUAACAUAAUCAUAAAAAAAGGGGAAGGACAAGAUGAUGUAAUAAUUACGAACAAAUGUCUAGACAUAAAUGAGCAUAUUCCCAAAUUAAUGGGGGUGUCAAAGGCCUUGCUAGAAAAUGUGAUUUUAUGCCAUCAUGAGGAAAGUCUCUGGCCAUUUAGCGAGUCAGUAAAAAUAAAGAAAAAAUUCGAUGAGCUGUUUGGAGAUGACCACUUCUCAAAAAUACUGGACGAAUUCACAAAAUGUAGAAAAGUAAUGAAUGAUGAGUUGAAGAAGAAGGAAUAUGAGUUGGCCACUUUGAAGGAGUGCUAUGAUAGGAGAAAAAAUAUCGCUUUAGACAUCCAAAGGAACGAACAAGAAAUAGAGGAGUGCCAAACGAUUAUACAAUUGGACAAGGACAAAAUAGAGGGAAGUCUUCUCAUUUUAAAUACUUUAGAGGGGAAAAAAUCCUUGUUGAGGAAAUUAACGUCCAGUAUUGAUAUGUAUUUUGCUGUCCAAGGGAAAUUUCUGGACGACCUAGAAAAUUAUAAAAGUGUCGAGGAGAUAUAUGAGGAGGAUGCCUCCGAAUUAGAACACUUUGCUGAUCUGUUCCAGAGGGACCUGGCCAAAUGUAACUUCCUAAUUGAACAAGCUAGUAAUGAGUUUGCCCUUCUGGAGAAGCAGACCUCUUUGCCUAUUAAUUCGUGCGACGAAGCCGACAUCAAACAACGAGAUGAAAUAUGCUCCAAUUUAUUUCAUUUGGAGAAACAACGGGAGGAAGCGCACACAUUGAUCAAGGACAUUUUGAAUCUGGAUCAUGUGUCAUCUGCGAGUGGGAUGAGGGGGAAACAUGUAGGAAAGAACCUCUCCGGAGAGUGUACGAAGGUAGGUUGCUUUAUCAGGGAGAACGAGCAUAUUUUGGGGAGUUUGCUGCUUCAGUGGAGGGCCCUCUUUGGAGGGAAUGGCCCCAAGUGGGUGUUCCGCCUGGGGAGGAAGGCCACCACUGUUAGGCGUAGGGAUAGUGGUGACUACGAUAAUGAGUGUAACCACGGUAAGAGCUUCCGUGGCGAUUGUCCCCCGGGUGGGGACCGUACCACUGAGACCAUCGCGAAAGGAAGUUUCUCCUUCGUGGAACAAAUGCGCAGGAAAAGUGUGAGGAAGCUGGACCUGUUGAGAAUGGAGGUGCAAAGAAAUGCCAGGGAGCGACUCCAUAUUAGAAGGAGAAAUAAAAUUCUAACAGAAAAAGCGAAAAAAUGGAAAAGGAGGAUAUCAAGAAUGGACAGAAGAAUUGCCAUCAUGCAGAUGCACAAGGAUAAUUUGGCUAAUUGCAGAGCGAGCGAUGAGUCGUACAAGGAGAGUUGUAACCAUUUGGACAAAAUGAACCAGUUAGGAUGCGUUUACGACAGCAUUGAUUUGAGCGAGACAAACUGCGGUGAGGCGCCCAGUCAUAGCGAUGAUGACAUUGAAGGGAAGAGAAGGCAGCUCAGGGAAAUAGAAAAAUUCAAGGAGCACCUGGACCAAAUAGUACUCCUUGGAAAACACUAUGAGAAAAUCUUUAAUUAUUUUUUGUGUCUCCGGAGGCUGCGUCGCAAGGUGACAUCCUUCUUGGAUGAGCGGCGAGACCUUCUGUGCGAACUGAGAAAGGUGCCCAAGGUGUGGCGAUCCAUGUGGGAGCCUUCCGGAUAUUGGUCGGAAGAAGAGGAUUUAGAAGAGGGAGUAGACUGCGGGCAAGAGUGCUCUACCGGGGAAGGGGAGGAGAGAGAAGAAAUUGGGGGGCAAGCCAUACGGGGAGGCCAGGACGAAGAAAGGAAAAUAGGGGACCCUAUGAAAGAGGAGUACGGAGAAGGGAAUAUCCCCACCAGGGAGCUGCGCUCGCCAACGGAAGGAACAAAUAAAUUGACCGAAAUUGUCGAAGGGGGGAGUUGUAUGACGUUGAGGAUUCUCACCGAAGCGGGUUCGAGUAACUGUCUCGACGGGGAGCCCACUCAUGGGGAGGUAUUCAAGGAGGAAGUUUGCAAUAAGAGGAAUAAACGAACAAGCUAUCCUGGCGAAGAGAUGCAUAGUCGAUUGAAGCGGAAGAAGGUAUUCGAGAUGGAAACUCCCGUUGGACAGAGUUAUUUGAACAAAUUGAAGGAUGUGAUCGAGCAGUAUAUAAAUAAGUACGAUAACAGAAUGAAGGAGGUUGAAAGGGAAGCCACCAGAUUAAAGCAGGCCUUGAUACUAACAUCUGGAGCAUUACGCGAUGUGAGCGAACGGGUGGGACGCUACCCGGACAUACUGGCUGAGUUCUGUGGGAUGCUGGGAAGGAAGAAUUUUAAGAGCGUAGAAGAUUUCUUCACCCAUUUAGGUCAAGUUAGGAAGGACAUGAAGAAAAUGAAAAGGGAGAUUGUAGCUUUAAAAAGUAAAGAAGAAUUACUGAGUCGUUUUGUGCAGCAUGCCGAGGGGAAGAAGGCGUGUCCGCUGUGCAGGGGACCUAUUACUGAUGUUGUUUUGGAUGGGUUCUCCUUCCUAGAUGUGAAUAGAGAAAGGAAGGACAUAAUCGUAGAGAUAAAGAAGAAGGAAGAAAUGCUCACAAUUUGGGGAGGACAGAAGAAAGAAUUGAUGAUUCUGUUAGGGCAUUACUAUAGGGAAGUUGAUCCCCUAUACAGGGAUAGCGCCUCCGUGAGUGGAAUUAUUGACUCACUUAAGAACGAAGUGUUAGAUCUGCAGAAUGGGGUGGACAUCUGCUUCGGGAGGAUGCAGGAAAUUAAUGGGAAGUAUCAAUUGAUGAAGUUUUUACAGGACAAGUGCACUCAUCUUAUGGAGAUGGAAAUGGAUAUUCUAUGCGGGAGAGACGAGGUGGAUGCGCAGCGGUCCGAAGUUAAGGCUGCUGUGAGUAGGCUAAGGCAGGUACUGAGCGAGGGGAAGCAUCAUAUAGAAUCCCUGCGUUCAAUCCUGGAAUUGCUCGGAGGGAGGGAGGAAUCUGAACAGAGAUCGCAACAGAAGAAUUUGCGUCAGCUUAUUCUUGAGUUUAUCCCGAAUAUUACUCUCUUGUGUGAAUGCCAGGAUGUGCACCUUAUGGUGGAGGAAGUCAGUGCAUACAUGGAGAAUAGCAGUGUCAUAUUUGGUCCAGGGGACAUGUUCACCCAUGUCGGGGCGGAAUUGGCAAAUAGUGUGGAGAGUAAGGUGCACCAUGUUGUGUUGGGAGAAGGGAAACAGGACGAAGCUGGGGAAGAAUGCACGGAGGACACCAAGUGGGUGAAGGAACCGAAGAAUGAAGUACACAGGGUAGGUGACCACUGCAAUGAAUAUGGGGAAGAGCACUCGGGGAAUUUAUACCCACAGGAAGGAGAGUGCUCUGUUAAUUGCACGAAGCGUGUGGAAGAAGAGAUGCCCCUCCUGAGUAACGUGCCCGUGUAUGAAUCUACGAAAUGGAAAGUGAGGGAACCGGACGAGGUGGGCACCCUGGAGACAAUAGCCAUGAAUAAUAAGAAGUUCAUGGAGGCAUACGACAAACUUCAAGUGUACACCACUUUGGAGACCAUGAGGAAAGAGCAGGAAAUAGAUCUUUCUGUUCGAAUGAAAUCAGUCAUUCGUGAGAGGAAGGAAAUCAUUAAGAGGAGAAUAGAGGAAGCACAGCGCAGUAUUGAAAGGGAAAAGCGAAUUAGGGAAUGCAUGAACAAAGCGCAGGAUUACAUGGAGAAACAUCGGGGUAGGAAGAAUCGUUUGCACAUGAAAGAGGAAGCCGUAGCGGGAAAUAUACGGAAGAUGCACCUGCGGGAUAAGCAAAUAGGGAGGAGCAUUCGGAGAUGCAGGAACGACGUGGUACUCCAGAAUAAAUUGUACUACAUCAGAGGGGAAAUAGUGGAACUGCUGCAGAGACUCGUGGGCAAUAUAAAACUGGACAUGGGGAAAAGGGAGGAGGAAUUGAAGCAAGUGAAGGAGAAGAUACACAGUAACGAAAUUAUACAGAAUGAAUCUAACGAAUUUGCAGAAAAAAUAAAUCAAAAGAGAGAGCAAAUUUUAUCUUUAAAGGAAGAGAAAAUCAACAUCGAAAAAAUGCAUCACCAUGUUGUUAUCAAUAUGAACUUAAAGAGAAUGCAGGAGAAGUUUUUGCUCCAUCAGAGGAAUUUUAUUUCCUCACUGGAGGAAUUUAGGGGCGCGUUCUUCUCGGCUGAACAGAAGGAGGAACAGUUGGAUAAAUUGAAUUGCAUAAUUGCGUCGCUGGAGGAAGUGUACGAAGCUGAUUCUGAUAUUUACAGAUUUAUGGAUGAGAGCUUUUCCUUUUUAAGGCACGAAAGGGAGUUACUCGAAUUCGUCUACAGGGAGGAAGAUAAGUUAAAGGAACAAAUGAAACUUAACUCGGAAGCAGUGACAAGCCUGAAAAUGAAGGAAGCAGAAAUGAAGGGGAAAAUUGAGUUAAGGGAAGAAUACAUAAAUAAACUAACCACCGAAAUGAAUUCCGAUACCUAUGAUGACGUAGGGAAGAAGUAUAGGGAGAAAGUAAUCGAAAUUUUUGUGUACAGAAGUGUCAUUGGGGAUAUCUGCAACUUUUACAACUCCUUUGAUCAAGCAAUUAUUAAAUUUCAUUCUCUGAAGAUGCAAGAAAUUAAUUUGUCCAUUAGGAACUUAUGGAGGAGGGUUUACAACAGUGCCGAUAUAGACUAUAUUUAUAUAAAGUCGGAGAUACAGACGGAAAAUAAUGGAAAAGUUCAUCAGAGGAGGUCAUAUAAUUAUCGCGUCGUCAUGGUUAAGGAUAACUGCGAACUGGACAUGAGAGGAAGGUGCUCCUCUGGUCAGAAGGUCCUAUCUUCUAUAAUUAUUAGACUAGCUCUAGCGGAGUCUUUUUCCAUCAGAUGUGGAAUUCUAGCUCUGGACGAACCGACGACAAAUUUGGAUAAAUCGAACUCUAAAAAUCUGGCUGCUCUCAUUGCUAAUAUUGUGGAUCUCAGAAAGGAAAGCUCAGCUUUCCAGCUUAUUCUCAUCACACACGACACGCACUUUGUCGAUGUGCUUUCGCAAUACGGGUUAACAAACUGUUUCUACAAGGUUAGGAAGAACCGGCAAGGGUAUUCAACCAUAGUCAGAGUGCGGGAGUAA